This is a messenger RNA of Myripristis murdjan (pinecone soldierfish), 3413 nucleotides long. RefSeq names its product grainyhead-like protein 2 homolog. Bases 304 to 2226 code for a protein of 640 amino acids. Gene Ontology annotation, molecular function: DNA-binding transcription activator activity, RNA polymerase II-specific; RNA polymerase II cis-regulatory region sequence-specific DNA binding. The record is from RefSeq and is a predicted model, not a curated record. Gene Ontology annotation, cellular component: nucleus. Gene Ontology annotation, biological process: regulation of transcription by RNA polymerase II; brain development; neural tube development. The transcript is spliced from 15 exons. NCBI's taxonomy places the organism in Eukaryota, Metazoa, Chordata, Actinopteri, Holocentriformes, Holocentridae.
CGCAGCGUCCUACCUGAUAAUUUUCAAACUGGAGGAGGACCUGGCUCGUGUAACUUCAGCGGCACAUUAUUCGGUUCAUUUGGGUUAAUGUUCCACCUUGUGCCAACAAAAUUGGAAAAGGCUGUUUGAUUAAUUGGGAUUGAAAUGUUUUCUCCGGGUGUUUGGGCUGGAAAGCGGAGUAAAGCCAGCUUCCUGUAGGCGUAGCUAAUCUCCGUGUCAGCUCUCUCUCAGACUGUGAGCGACACCAACUAGAAAGUCCAGUAAAGCGAGUCCUGGAAAACCUUGGCGAGUCCCGGAGGCAACAUGGACCUGGACAGUAAACGGCUGGUAGUGGUGGUACCAAACGAGGUGUCGGUGCCCUCCAGAAGAGUGUUCAGCAGUGAGGACGAGGCGUGGAAAACGUACCUGGAGAACCCUCUGACGGCCGCCACCAAGGCCAUGAUGAGCAUCAACGGAGACGAGGACAGCGCAGCAGCCCUGGGACUGCUGUAUGACUACUACAAGGUUCCUCGGGAGAAGAGGCUUGUACCCAGCAGCAUUAAACCCACAGACCUGCCCGCUGCAGGGACUGAUAACUGUGGGAACUUGGAGGUGCUGGGAAACCACCUUCAGGUUCUGGGAUCCAUGCCUGUCAACCUCUCUCUAAACAACAUCGCCGCUGCAGAACAUCAGGGCUCCAAGUACGGAGCUGCAGGUGCAGCAGGGGAGGUCAGAGGAAGUGACAGUGCAGGUGGGGCAGCUCUAGCUUUGGUCAAAACAGAGGACCCAACAUCCACAUCGGCAUACGUAAAGCCCUGUUCUGGGGUGUCCUUCCGAGCAGAACCGCAGGAGCAGAUAAGGAUGGUGUAUGAUCAGAGCCGCUACACCAUGUCCCUCCCCGGUUACUUGAAAGAUGAUCAGAGAAGCUCUCCAGACAGCACCUAUGAGGAUGCUUAUCCUGGUGAAGAGGAGAGCUACCACCCAAGUCCCUCUUCAGGAAUUGAUGAAUUCUGCCACAGUCAAACAGUGAACUCGUUCCACUACUCUCUGGAGGCCAGCAUGUCCCUGCGCCAGUGGCAAGGAGACGGACCCAUGGCCUACCUGAACCGAGGCCAGUUCUACGCUGUGACGCUGACUGAGACCGGCGCCAGAUCAUGCCUACACCAGACCAGAGGCAAAGUGCGGGUGAGUGGACCGCCGCCAUCACAAGGGCCUGAUGGGAGCCCAUCCAGUAGUGAGCAAUGCACCAUGGGAGGCUCUGAUCUGCCGCGGGACAGUAUUGUACAGAGCGUUAUCAUGGUGGUCUUUGGUGAAGACAAGAGCAGAGACGAGCAGCUGAAAAAUUGGAAGUACUGGCAUUCCCGCCAACACACUGCCAAACAGAGAGUCCUGGACAUCGCCGACUACAAAGAGAGCUUCAGCACGAUUGGGAACGUUGAAGAAAUUGCCUAUAACGCCGUGUCUUUCACUUGGGAUGUCAACGAGGAAGCCAAGGUCUUUAUCUCUGUGAACUGUCUGAGCACAGACUUCUCCUCCCAGAAGGGCGUGAAGGGGAUGCCUCUGAUGAUCCAGAUCGACACAUACAGCUACAACAGCUGCAGCAGCAGGCCCAUCCACAGGGCCUUCGCUCAAAUCAAGGUCUUCUGUGACAAGGGGGCUGAGAGGAAGCUACGUGAUGAGGAGAAGAAGCAGCUCAGGAAAAGGGCAAAAGGGAAGAGUGGCAACCCGGGGCCGAUGUCUCCUGUUAAGAAAGCUGAGAGCACGCAGUUCAAGGCCAUGACGGAUCUGGACUCCCAGCCAGUACUCUUCAUCCCUGAUGUCCACUUUGGAAACCUGCAGAGAGCAGGCCAGAUCUUUGCUUUUAAGACUGAGGAUGUAGAAAGAGAUGGGACUGUCAUGCUGAAGCGGAUAUCAUGUGUUUCUGAAGAGGACCUCUGUCCGCCACAGCCCAAGAACCCCCGAGUGGAGCUGGAGAGGAAAGUUCUGCUCUAUGUGAGGAAAGAGUGUGAUGAGGUGUUUGAUGCCCUGAUGCUCCGCUCCCCAACCCUCAAGGCCCUGAUGGAGGCAAUCUCUGAGAAAUACGCCGUGCCUGUUAACAAGAUGGCUAAAGUUUACAAGAAAAGCAAAAAAGGGGUGCUGGUGCACAUGGACGACAACAUCAUCGAGCACUACUCUAAUGAGGACACCUUCAUCCUGGCUAUAGAGAGCUCUGCAGACUGCCUGCGGGUCACUCUGUCAGAGAUCUGAUAGUGACCCACAUUCAGUGUUGCGUCAGCGGUCACACUGUCACAGACAGAGCUGGUUGAUUGGUGUGGCUACAGCUUCCCACACCAGUUUCUCUGCAGAAAUCAUCAGCAUUCUCUCCAGUAUUAGAUGACAGUGACAAAUUGAGGAUGGUCAAACAUAUAAUGGAUUAGUAAGCUGUGCCCCCUUUCUCCCAGCAGGCAGGGAGCGCCACCACUCGAGUUAGCAGUAUUUGUUGCCCUACACGGAUCCAUGGUUCAGUACCAUCCAGUGGGGAUAAUCCUGGUACAUGCAGUGCCACUUUGGUGGAAAACCUGCUGCGGGAGAGCUUCUGGUACUGGGACCACAAGGCUAAUGUUUAUAACGUGUUGAUCUUUGGCAUGGUGGGAAAAAUUCUCCUCUUUCCAGGCUAACUACUUGUUCAAGUCCUUAGUGGCUCAUCAAAGAACCUUCAUGAUAAUCUUUCCAGACUGCUUCUCCUAAAGGACGAGUCAUUUUGUGCCACAGGGAUUCAACACAUAGAGCCUAGUCAACGCCUUCAUCCAGCUUGAUUUCAUGAUAAGGCCGUUCAGUCAGCACAGUGGUGGCAGAUUACCUGAUGAAUUACCUGAUCAGAUGUUUGAGAGGCUUGUGCUUCGUAGCAAGGCUAUGCAACCUUUGAGGUAAUGGCACAUUCUUUGGUAUGAACAUGUUUGAAAUGUUAGGCGUUCCUUGAAAAUGACCUCAUGACCUCUUGAUGUUGUCAAAGUGAGCAAUUUCAGGGGAUUUUUGUUUGAUUGGCCAUAUUUUGGCGAACACGAACAUACUACUCAUCCCAGGCUCAGACUGGUGUUUGUGGAUACAUAAGUAGAUGAGGUGCCAUCAUGCAACAAGGCUGCCAAAUGCUCCAUGAUGCUGUUACAUUGUCUAUAUUGCUUCCGCGGGUUGAUUAUUGCUUUUCACUCAUUGAAGAGACUAGUCAUUAGUAUUUAUUACACUGGUUAGAGGCCGCUAGACCCAGCUGGUCCAUGAAUUUACAGAACCCUUUUCUGGGGCUAAUGCAAAUCAUCACAGCUGACCAAUCGAAAUGUCAUCAUUUUCAGAGUAACUGCUGCAAACACACGUGCAACCCUCCCUGUCUUUCAUCAGCUCCAUGCAAUGUGUUGUAUAGUCUCUUUUAAAUGAGUCAAUAAAUAUAGUUUUUUAUGCAA